Molecule: messenger RNA, 1181 nt
Organism: Aegilops tauschii subsp. strangulata
Lineage: Eukaryota; Viridiplantae; Streptophyta; Magnoliopsida; Poales; Poaceae
Molecular function (GO): DNA binding
Source: RefSeq, a predicted model, not a curated record
CCCCACUCUUCCCCACUCUCCCAACUCUCACCGGCGGCGGCGGAUCGGAGCAGAGGAAGAAGACCACCGGGCUCCAUCACCGGCGGCGGCGGAUCCGAGCAAAGGAAGAAGACCACCGGACUCCCCAAUGGCGAUCAAGGAUAGCAAUGAGAUGGGCACGGAGGUGCUCCCGGCCAUUGACAGCAAGGGCAAGCAGCCCCUUCACCCAAUGCCUGACGAGGUUGAGCUGCUGCCCACCGCUGAGGAAGACCCGAAGACGCCUGAGGGUGGCGACGACGAGGGCAUGGAGGAGCCCCCCAGCAACAAGCACCGCAACUACGACCACUACCAUCAGGAGGAUGGCCCAACUCACUUCUGCAAGGUCAUCCUUGCACCGAAGCUUGAGUGCAUCCCCAUGCCCCUGGACUUCACCAAGCACUUCGCCGCGGUGCCGACGGAGUUCAAGCUCAGGAACAACACCGGCUGCUCCUGGAAGGUGACGGUCAAGCUGAUGAACGACAGGGUGACCCUGGAUCAGGGUUGGGCCACCUACGCAGCCGUUCAUCAGAUCAAGAUCGGCUACAUGGUGACGUUCAAGCUCCUCACUCCCGACACCCUCAAGGGCAUGCAGGCAACCAAACAACAUGCAUAUGGUGCAUUUGAGGCUGCAUUUGCAUAGCCAGGUUGGGUGGAGAAGUGUAUGCGAUGCGGGUACUGUAGCACACGGCAACCAAACACGCCCAUGGUGACCGUGGGACGCCCAGGACAUGGUGGAGCCGCUCCGGGAAACAAUCGGCGUCACCGUUUUGCUACAUGCUUCAACCGCGUCGCAAUUUGCACUACCAGCAUCACACUCUGCUACAGCUCAGACGCACGCCCCCCAAGCAUCACCAUGGAAUACGCUCCAUCCAUCCAUCUAGCUCCACUUCGGCGAGCGAACCUGCAUCCCUGGAGGUUGCAACCAGCUGAGCCAAACGCUGCAACCGUUGUUGAAUUUUGCUACUACCGAUGACGGAUUUGCUACAUCCAUCACGGUGGAGCUGCGACCUACUACAGCGGUGUUUUUUUUGUUGCAACCGUCCUCGGAUUUUGCUACUACCGAUGAGAGAUUUUCCUACAUUCUAUUAGACUUUGUAUUGUAGCCUUAUUGUGUAAUCCAUACCAUAUUGGUAUAGGACUUGUAUGACACCAUUAUAUAUAUA